UUAGCUCCUUUUGGUGGCCAGGCCUCAUGGACUCUCUGUGUCAAACUGUCACCUUUGUCUGCUUCAACUUCUGUCUGUUAGAACACAAAACUGUUCAGUUAGCUUGCCUUGUGACUCCACAGUGGAUGACGGUAAAAGUAACAGUUUGGAAACUAUUCAAAAACUUUGGGCUACAAUUUACUCUCUUGGAGCUUUGUGCUGCUAAAAAUUAUAAUGGAGCCUUGACAAGUUUUCCAAAGCAUUCCACCAAAAUGAGCUUAAUGGACAUUACCAAGAUAUUCUCUCUCCUCCAACCCAAAGAGGAUGAAGAAGAUGGCUGUCAGCAGUUAAAUAAGGCCAUUGCUGAAGAUGAUGACAAACUUCUGGCUGAUCUGCUCUCUCAAGAAGGCUACAGGAGAUGUAUCAAUAGCAGAAGUGGCUGGGGAAUACCAAGUACACCACUAAAAACUGCGGCCGCUCAUGGUCAUCUCCGCUGCCUGGAGUGCCUUUUAGCCCAUGGCGCCAAGGUGGACAGCCUGGAUGUGAAAGCCCAGACUCCGCUUUUCACAGCUGUCAGUGCCAAACACCUUGGCUGUGUCUCUGCUUUGCUCAAAGCUGGUGCUGAUCCUAAUGGAAGCCAAUAUAACAACUGCUCUCCAGUGCUAACUGCAGCCAGAGAGGGAGAUGUGGACAUUUUGAAGGAGCUGCUGUAUUACGGUGCUGAGACAGAUGUCCGAGCCAAAGUUCCAGACUGGGCUUCCAAUGCCACAACAUGCCGAGGGCCUCUCUACAUUGCGGCCAUUUACGGACACCUGGAAUGCUUCAAGCUGCUGCUGCUACAUGGUGCCGAUCCAGACUACAACUGCAAGGAGGAGAAACUAUUGGCAAAGAUCAAACAGUCAAACACAGUGCUGGACACAUGUCUCAAAUAUGGGUGCCAAUCUGAAUACAUUCAGCUCCUUAUAGACUUUGGAGCCAACGUCUACAUCCCAAUGGUGAUUAUGGACAAAACAAGAGAGCAAGAUGAGGCUAUCAUGCUGCUGCUUAGAGAAAGAGCUUUCCCCAAAACACUGAUGUCUCAGACUCGGCUUGCAAUACGGAAGUACCUUUCUAUUGCAUCCAAACUGGACUUGAUUGAUAGGCUGGAUAUUCCAGAAAUGCUGAAAAAUUAUGUGAAACAUAUCACAUGACCUACGCUUUAUGCCCUCUCUCUCUGUGUUAGCUUAAGUACUAUAAAUGUUAGGUAGGUCAUGUACUACCACUGUAUAUUGUAGCUUUAUAUUUAUGUUGUUAUACAGUUCACUGGUAAUCAAAGUUAAGAUUGUAGAGUAUAUGUAUUACACACACACACUCAUAUAUAUAUAUAUAUAUAUAUAUAUAUAUAUAUAUACUGUAUAUAUAUGUGUGUGUGUGUAUAUUUAUGCGCCUGCACCAGCGCAAAAAAAAAAAAAAAAAAUAUCACACAGAUACAGGUCAGGAUCUCUGUGACUGUUGGUGCCAGAUGAGCUGGUUUGAUUAUUUCAGAAACUACUGAUCUCAUGGGACAGCGACAGUAAGCGACAGUUCUGUGGGUGGAAACGCCUUGUUGAUAAGAGAUAUCAGAGAAAAAUGGCCAGAUUGGUUUGAGCUGCCAGGAAGGAUAUAGUAACUCAUAUAAUCACUCUUUACACCUCUGGUGUGCAGAAAAGCAUCUCAGCAUGCACAACACAUCAAAGCUUGAGGUAGAUGGGCUACAACAGCAGAAGACCACAUGCUUUUCAUUUUCAUAAUUCACUUAGAAACAUGACUUCACUUAGAAAAAUUGAAUUGAAUCAAAAUGGAAAAAAUUGAAUCAAAAUGAUGUGUUAGGUCAUAAAGUGUACAGUAACUUAUCAGUGUACAGUGUUUACAUUAUCUAGAUAACCAUCACAUUUUAUUGUAAUGUAAUAUGUUACACACACACACACACACACACACAUACACACACACACACACACACACACAGAAUCCAAGACUAGGGUGCAAUUGUCACAACUGGGAGGCAAAGGCAGCUGCAAGUGCAGAUUAUUUAUUGUGAAAAGUACAUAUAAACCAGCCAAGACUGUAGUAGAUUUAUAAAUUGUGUCAGAAAUUUCAUUAAGGUUAAAAUGAUCAGGAAUGUGGAGGGGCACGGUGGCUUAGUUAUUAGCACGUUUGCCUCGCACCUCCAGGGUUAGGAGUUUGAUUCCGCCCUGUGUGCAUAGAGUUUGCAUGUUCUUCCCGCUUCAGGGGUUUCCUCCCCCAGUCCAAAGACAUGCGUUGUAGGCUGAUUGGCAUCUCUAAAUUGUCCAUAGUAAGUGAAUGUGUGUGUAAUUGUACCCUGCGAUGGGUUGGCACCCAUCCUUGUACCUAUCCUCCACUGCCUUGUGCCCCGAGUCCCCCCGGGAAAGGCCUGUGCCUGUGACUCUGUCCACUGACUCUAGAAUUUCUCUUUGUUUCUACUUUCUGCAUAUUAUGCAUUUGUGUUUUGUACAAUAAACCCAUUUAUUACUCUCUCUCUAAAUACUCAAUAAUUCUUCUGCAAGAAAGUGUGGUGCAUGACUUGUAUGAUUUAUAUGCUUAUUAUAAAUAGUUUCCUAGCUAAAGCUUUAGUACAUUGAACACGUUUGAAAGCGACCUCUAACAACCUAUGAUAAGAGGAAAAUACUUGGAAGUUUAAAGAAAACCUCUGACAAGUAAAUAGGAAAGGCCUAGGUUUGCACGUCAAUAGAAACCUCUGAUAGAAUAAUUGUUUAAUAAAUAGGCUAUAUAAAAUCUCCUGACAUAGGAACAUCACUUUAUAAUGAAAGCCUAGCAUGAAGCUGUUUAGAUUAAAUACAAAUGGAACACUGAGAUAUUACACAUCUAGCAAUAACUAGAACAAAGUUUAUUCUUUGGAGACAGAUAAUUAAAUAUAUUGGAGUCAGAUAUUUAAAUCAUAAAGUUAAAAACACGCAUUUAACCUGCCACUGGACCUAUUUCUGUCCUUGGUCAGACUAAGAUAAAAACACUUUAUAAUUUAGUCCUACAGACUAUGAAAACAAAAACCACAUACUUGAAAAGUGGAACAUCCAGAAUACAAGCGAGCAUGUGGCACACAUCAUAACGGAACACGCACACAAACCAGAACUUAAAUAGGGGUGCUUAUUAGAUGCAACACAAAACAGGUGUGAAUGCACAGAGACAUCCAAAGUGGGGCAGGGAGGGUGCGAGAUGGUUUUAGUUGGGUCGGUAGCCCCCCGCCAGAAAAAUUCUUGAGGGGUUGCAUGGCAUCGAGCCACUCUAACCCAACUUCCCUUCCCCUGUUGCUCUCACAGCAGGAGGUUCCUCUCCAGGAGGCCUUCCUAGACAGCUGCAUCCAUGAUUAAGGUCAAGCUUUCUGUCACAAUUGGGAGGCGAAGGCAGAUGCAAGUGCAAAUUAUUUAUUGUGAAAAGUACAAAUAAACCAGCCAAGAUUAUGAAAACAAGAACCAUAAACUUGAACAAUGGAAACAAGGCAAAAUCAUCCAGACUACAAGGGGCACAGACUAUAAAAUACACACAAACAACAACAAAAGCUUCACAAUGGAACACACAGAAACCAGAACUUAAAUAGGGGUGCUUAUUAGGUGUAACACAGGUGUGAGUGAUCAGUGGGACAUUUGACAUGGUCAUGUGAUGUGCUGGGACUGAUGGGUUAUGUAGUUUAGGGCCAAUUUGGGCACUACCAUGACAGCAAACAGUAUGCUGACCCCAUUAAAAAAUUAAUGCAUGCACACAGCUACAAUCACUUGUACAUACAUGUACUCCCACAAAAUUACAGAUGUCAUCUUUUUUAUUUGAGAGGGAUGAAAAUUGCAGUUGAGUUUUUAGGUUUCUCUAGCUUCAUCAUUUUUAGGUACUUUACCUUCUGGUCUUAUAGUUGCUGUAUCUACAUCAUCUUGUCACACCUUUACUCUUUCCAUAAAACAUAUUGACAUCUACCUAAAAAUACAUAGAUCAAUGAUGUUCACUUUAACUGAGAUUAUGCUAACAUGCACUAUAUGUAUAGUUUGGUCCAUAAAUAUUUACACAUUGACAUUGUUAUUUUCGUUGUGUACCACAAUAUAUUGCAUUUUGAAUUUAAUAUGUAUAUUGAAUUUAAAUAAUGAAUAUGAGCUCAAAAUGCAGACUUUCAGCUUAAAUUUGAGGACAUUUACAUCCAAAUUGGGUGAAUGGUGUAGGAAUUACAUCACUUUUUAUAAGUGGUCCCCCCUUUUAAGGGAUCAAAUGUAAUUGGACAGUUGGCUGUUCUAUGACCAGGUGUGUGUUAUUCUCUCAUUAUUUCACUUAUAAGUAAGCAGACAAAAGGUCUAGAGUUGAAGUGUGGCAUUCGGAUUUGGAAUCUGUUCCUGCAUUUGGAAUCUAUUGCUGUUAGGUCCAAAGAGCUGUCACAGCCCAAACAAACCUAUCAGAGAGAUAGAAAAAACAGUAGGUGUGGCCAAAUCAAGUAUUUGGCACAUUCUUAAACUCAUGAGCUCAAGAACACUGAAAGGCUCAAAAGACCAUGGAUUGUGGUGGAUGACAGAAGAAUUCUUUCCUUGGUGAAGAAAAAAACCCUUCGCGCCACUUGGCCAGAUCAGGAACACCCUCCAGGAGGUAGGCAUAUCUGUGUCAAAGUCAACAUUCAAGAGAAGAAAGUCUUGAACAGAGUAAAUACAGAGGGUUUACCACAAGAUGUAACCAUUGGUAAGCCUCAAACACAGGAGGACCAGAUUAGAGUUUGCCAUAAGCGUCUAAAAAAGCCCAUACAAUUCUGCAACAACAUCCUAUGGACAGAUGAGAUCAACUUGGACCAGAAUGAUGGGAUGAGUCUGGAGAAAGGAAGGAACUGUUCCUGCAGUUUGCUUACCGAGCAAACAGGUCUGUGGAUGAUGC
Pangasianodon hypophthalmus (striped catfish) is the source of this 4872-nucleotide messenger RNA. It is a transcript of the gene asb12b, whose product is annotated as ankyrin repeat and SOCS box-containing 12b. The record is from RefSeq and is a predicted model, not a curated record. The transcript has 3 exons. Gene Ontology annotation, molecular function: transcription cis-regulatory region binding; protein binding. Gene Ontology annotation, cellular component: nucleus. Gene Ontology annotation, biological process: positive regulation of transcription by RNA polymerase II. NCBI's taxonomy places the organism in Eukaryota, Metazoa, Chordata, Actinopteri, Siluriformes, Pangasiidae. Bases 27 to 1169 code for a protein of 380 amino acids.